Molecule: messenger RNA, 3306 nt
Organism: Rotaria sp. Silwood2
Lineage: Eukaryota; Metazoa; Rotifera; Eurotatoria; Philodinida; Philodinidae
Source: the annotation of a GenBank genome assembly
AUGUUUCAAUUUUUAGUUUUUAUCAAUAUUUUAUUAUUGGUUUCAUCGAUACCAAAAGAAUCUAUACAUAUCAUUGAAGAUCUUCCGAUUGGUACAUCAAUAUAUACAUUUAUAACUGAUGGUUGUAAAACAGAAAAUAGUACUGGUACAUAUCGUUUUGUUGAUAGUCAAAAAAAUUCCAAUGAUUUUUUUCUUAUUGAUCCAUAUACGGGACGUGUUAUAACAAAAAAAUUAAUUGAUCGUGAUGAUUUUUGUCUUCGUCGUAUGUGUUCAUGUUCCAAAUGUGAAAUAAUACUUGAAGUUAUAUGUGUACAUAUUGGACAAAUAUAUUUCAAUGAUUUAUCAAUUAUAAUUGAUGAUCGUAAUGAUCAUGCACCGGAAUUUCCUAAAUCUUCAAUAACAAUUGAUGUUUUAGAAAAUGUACCCAUAGGUUAUUUAAUACCACUUGAUGUUGCUAUUGAUCGUGAUUAUGGAAUAAAUUCAAUACAAGGCUAUAAACUUAUUGAAGAAAAUUCAACAAUAACAAAAAAUUCUAUUAAUAAAAUUUCACAAGCAUUUCAAAUUGAAUAUUCAAAAAAAAAUGAUUUACUUGCAUUACGUCUUAUGAAAAUACUUGAUAGAGAAUUAUGUGAUUCAUUAAAAUAUAUUAUACAAACAUAUGACGGUGGACAACCACAAUCACUUAUAAGUAAAUUACAUGUACGAAUAAAUAUUCUUGAUGUUAAUGAUAUGUCACCAGUAUUUGAUCGUUCUGAUAUACGUGUACUUUUAAGUGAAUCAACAUCAAUUGGUUCACUUGUUGCACGUGUACAUGCAUUUGAUGGUGAUACUGGUCUUAAUGGUCUUGUUUAUUAUACAAUUGUUUCAUUAGAUCCACCAUUAAAUGGAACAUUUAUAUUAUCAAAAGAAACUGGUGAAAUACGUCUUGGAAAAAAACUUGAUUAUGAAAAAGAAAAAGUUUUUCGUAUCAAAAUCAAAGCACAAGAUAAUGGACCACAACAAGGUUCAAUAUCAGCAUUUGCUACAAUUGAUAUUGAUAUAAAAGAUGAAAAUGAUAAUCAUCCAUUAAUAACACCAACAUUUAAUGAUGAUCCUAUAUCAGGUGUUGAACAUUUAUUAAAUACUAGUAUUAUACGUAUUCGUGAAAAUACUCCAAAUGGAACUUUUUUAGGUCACAUCUCAAUCAAUGAUUUAGAUCAGGGUGAUAAUGGCCGAGUAAGUUGGUCACUUGUGAGUAAUGGCACUAUAGCUAUUAAAGAAUUACUUAAUAAUGAAGCUUUUCUUAUGUUUACACAACGAAUAUUUGAUCGUGAAGAACAAUCACGUUAUGAGAUUUAUCUUGAAGCUCAAGAUCAUGGUAUUUCAUCACUUUCAAAUGCAUUAAAUUUUACUUUAAUUAUUCUUGAUGAAAAUGAUAAUGCACCUAAAUUCGAUCAAGAAUUUUAUUCAAUAAAUAUAUCAGAAACAGUUCCCAUAAAUACAAAACUUUUACAUUUUCAUGCUACAGAUAAUGAUGAAGAAAAUACAGUAAAUAGUCAAAUUGAAUAUCAAUUUUUAAAUCAUACAAAUCAAACAAUAUUUUCAUUAAAUUCUACAACAGGUGAAUUAUAUUUAAUUGAUAAAUUUGAUCGUGAAGAAAAUUCAUAUUAUGAAUUUGAUAUUAUUGCAUUUGAUCAUGGUCAACCAAAAUCAUUAUCAUCAAUAGUUCAUUGUAUUAUUUAUUUAAUAGAUAUAAAUGAUAAUUAUCCAAUAUUUGAUUUACUUGAAUAUCAUUUUAAUAUAGCUGAAACAUGGUCUCAUCUUGCACCAAUUGGUCAUGUUCAUGCUACUGAUGUCGAUGAAGAUUAUAGUGAAUUACAUUAUCAAUUAGUUAGUAAUGAGUCAAUUGUAUUAGAUCAAUGGCCAUUUGGUUUGACAAUAAAUGGUACAUUAUAUCUUAAAAGAACAUCUGUUGGUAUCGAUUAUGAACAUCGUUCAGUAUAUAAAUUUUUUAUAAUGGCUAUUGAUAAUGGUGGUCUUAAUACAAGUGUACCUGUAACAAUAAAUAUACUUAAUCGUAAUGAUUUUUGUCCGGAAUUGAUUAAUAAUUCAACAGCAUUAUUUUUUAAUAAAGAUCUUUGGUUAAAUAAUACACAUGAAAAUUUUAAUCAAUAUUAUUUAGAUAUAUAUGAUGGUGAUAAUGAUACAUGUUUAAUUGAAUUAAUGAAUUUUAAUGAUAUAUUUCGAUUAGAACAAAUUGAUUAUAAUAAAUUUUUAUUAUAUGCAUAUAUAUUACCUGAACGUGAAUUUUAUAUAUUAGAAUUUCGUUUAUAUGAUUUAGUUAAUAAUAAUGAUCAAUCGUGUAUUCGAACAAUUCAAUUAGUAUUAGCUAUUGGUACAAAUGAAACAAAUCAAACAUUAAUAUUAGAUACAGCACGUGAAUAUUUAGAAGCUCUUCAUUUAACAUCAAAACGUUCACAUUCAUAUUUUGAUUUAACAUUACUUAAUGUUAUACUUCUGUUUGUUUUACUUUCAAUAGCAAUUAUUAUUGCAUUAGUUGCUGUCAAAUUACUUUUUCUUUCAUCAUCAUCAUCACCAUCAUCGUCAUCAACAUCAUCAUCAUCUUUACGUCAUCAACGAAUACGUCAACAACGGAAAUUACGAUAUAAUAGAAAUGGAAAUACUAUGGGUGGAACACUUUAUCGUCUUCAAGGUCCAACUGAAACUCAAUUACCAUUAUUAGAAAAUGGACCAGGUGAACAUUCAUUAACAUCAUCAUUGAUUGAUGGAAAUAUUAAAAUAGCUCAAGAUGAAAAUAUUAAUCAUUCGAUUGAUAAUGAUGCACAUGUCGAUGAACAAAAGCAGCAUCUUUUAAGUCAAUUUAAUCAAGUUUCAUCAUCAAAAAUAAAAAAUAUAAAUGAAUUUAAAACAUUUUCAUUAAAAUCAAAUAAUAAUCCAUAUGAAAUAAUUGGAUUUAUUCAUUCUAGUGAACAGCAUUCCUCUUCAUCAUCAUCUUCAAAUCGUGGUGUUCGAGACAGUGGUUAUGAAACAACAUCAUCAAGUAUUGAACAACAACAACGUUUGUUUUCACCACCAAGUCCAUCUAAUGUUAGUCUAUCUCCUGAUGGUCAAUUAAUAACUGUAACUUAUUUUUCUUCUCCAAUACCAUCUCAUCCUGAUUCAUUAUCAUCAUCAUUAUCAUCUUCGAAUACUAUUCCACGAACUUUAAAAACAUUUUCUCAAAUGCCUGUAACAAAUGCUUCAGGCAAUGAAUCAUCAACAAUGAUGAAUAUUCGUCUUGCUGAACAGGAAAUAAUCGAAGUCUGA